Molecule: messenger RNA, 4020 nt
Organism: Choloepus didactylus (southern two-toed sloth)
Lineage: Eukaryota; Metazoa; Chordata; Mammalia; Pilosa; Megalonychidae
Gene: DNAI4
Product: dynein axonemal intermediate chain 4
Exons: 17
Coding region: 422-2854 (810 amino acids)
Biological process (GO): cilium movement
Cellular component (GO): axonemal dynein complex
Molecular function (GO): dynein heavy chain binding; dynein light chain binding
Source: RefSeq, a predicted model, not a curated record
AAUAGGAGGGGAGAGGUGGUUUGUGAAGACUUCACUUACAGCCGCUGCCGCUGCUGCCGCCGCUACCCUCGCUGUUGCCGCCACGGCCUGAAGAAGCCCCAUCCAUCCGCUUGCAGCCGGGGAAACUCAGAGCUUGGGAGGGGCCUGGGGCCCGGGCCGCCCGCCUCCUUCUUCUAUCGUCCGGAGCUUCCUCCUCCUCCACCAACCCUUGGCCCUCCCCUGCGCUUCCGCCCUCCUCCUCGGCUUCUUGCUGCCAGCCAACCGCGCGGCCGCUUGUUGAACCAGGCUCCACCGUCUCCUUGACGCCGGGCAAACAUUCCGGUGCUUUGGCCCGAGUGACUAACGCCCGGGCUUGGGGUCUAGGUACAACGGAACCCGCUAGGGAAGGAGCUGGUAGACCAACCCCCAGCCAGUUGCCACCAUGCCCAUCUCUCCGGCAAGCAGUCGCAAGCAGACGAGUCUCGCGGUAAGCAGUAGCUCAUCAGCAAGGAAGUCUAUUAAUUUUACUAGCUCAGCAAAAGGAGUUCAAAUGAAAGGAUAUGUGGGUGCAACCCAAAGCAGAACUGGUAUAUCAAAAACCAUGGUUGCUGUACCUGAAAUGAAAACGGGAGAAAAAAUGGGUAUUUCUACCAAUAAGCCAUACAUACAGGUGACUGAUAUACAUGGAGUUGAUGUUACUCCCCGACCUCUUUAUCAUCCAGAUCCACUUACUGUUACAGCAAAGCCCAAUAAACUUUUGACGUCACAAGAAGGAUCACUUGGAUCGGAAUUUAUAUCUUCCUAUAGUCUUUAUCAGAAUACAGUAAAUCCUAGUAUGAUAGGGCAGUUUACAAGGUCGAUUUUAGGAAGCAGUACAGUUUCUAAAUCAAGUGUGUCAACAACUGAGUCAAUAGCAGAAGACCUAGAAGAACCAUCUUAUAAACGAGAGAGAUUGGCUAGUUUUACAGAUUUACGAGUUGUGAGAGCAACACCUGAAAAAAUUGUAACAAAAGAAGACUUGGAGAAGAAUAUAGAGAUAAUACUCACAGAGACAGAAACACUAAAAUUUUUUGAUCUGCCAACAGUCAUGGUCUCUCUAGAAGCUGAAGAAGCUGAAAAAGUAAACCAGAGAAACAAGAAAUAUGAGACCCUUUGUAAAAACAGAGUUGGCAAUGACUUAUAUGUUGAAAGGAUGAUGCAGACUAUUAAUGGAGCACCAAAGAACAAAGAAAUUCAAUGUGACAAAAUCAUAAUGGAGGACAAAGGUAUAAUGUCCACUUCUUGGGAUAUGUAUGAUACUUAUAAUGCUCUGGAGCUUUCAUCUUCACCAGUAAAACAAUCUGUGGUUGAAUCAAGUAAUAAAGGAAGUAUACCCGCUAAAGAACGUGAUCAAAGAUUGCCAGGGAGCACUACAGAAAAAAGUAGUGAAGCUAGUUCCUUAAUGGAUAUAGAAAAUGUAAUUAUGUCUAAAAUCCGUGAAGCUGAAGAAGACCAUUCAGAUGCAAUAUUAAAGUCUGACAAGUUUCAUCAAGACUUAUUUUUUAUGGAACGGGUUUUAAUGGAAAAUAUAUUUCAGCCCAAACUUGCGGCUUAUCGUCAGCUUCCUGUUUUAAAAGAACCUGAGCCUGAAGAACCUGAAGACAUUUUAGAAGGUGAAAAGCUUACAGAGGUAGAGGAAGAAAAGAAGGAGGAGGAUGAAGAAAUAGAAAUAGGUGUAGAACAAUCAACAAUACCAGCCAAUUUGGAAAGACUUUGGUCCUUUACCUGUGACUUAACCAAAGGUCUUAAUGUGAGCAGCCUCACCUGGAAUAAAACAAAUCCAGAUCUUUUGGCUGUUGGCUAUGGGUACUUUGGAUUUAAAGAGCAAAAAAGAGGAUUGGCUUGCUGCUGGUCGCUAAAGAAUCCCAUGUGGCCAGAACGUAUUUAUCAGAGUGUACAUGGAGUUACUGCUGUGGAUUUUUCUAUUGGAGCACCUAAUCUUUUAGCAGUUGGCUAUCACAAUGGCACAAUUGCAAUUUAUAAUGUGCAGAGCAACAGUAGUGUUCCAGUUCUGGAUAGUAGUGAAUCUCCUCAAAAACAUCUGGGACCUGUAUGGCAGCUACAAUGGAUAGAACAAGAUAGAGGAACAACAUGUGAUGAUAAACGAGAAAUACUUGUUUCUAUAUCAGCAGAUGGAAGAAUCUCCAAAUGGGUUAUACGAAAAGGACUGGACUGUCAUGAUUUGAUGCGAUUGAAACGAACUGCUGCUAGCAACAACAAAAAAGGAGGGGAAAAGGAAAAGAAAGGUGAAGCUUUGAUAUCUCGACAGGCUCCUGGAAUGUGUUUUGCUUUUCAUCCCAAGGACACAAAUAUCUAUUUGGCUGGCACUGAAGAAGGUCAUAUUCACAAAUGUUCUUGUUCAUAUAAUGAGCAAUACCUGGAUACCUACAGAGGACAUAAGGGUCCAGUGUACAAAAUAGCAUGGAAUCCAUUUCAUCAUGAUGUAUUCUUAAGCUGUUCUGCAGAUUGGGGUGUUAUUAUAUGGCAACAAGAGAGUCUUAAGCCAUUUUUGAGCUUUUAUCCCACUACUUAUGUUGUUUAUGAUGUUGCCUGGUCUCCAACAUCAUCCUAUAUAUUUGCAGCUGCAAAUGAGAGCAGAGUGGAAAUUUGGGACCUUCACAUCAGCACCUUGGAUCCUCUGAUUGUGAAUGUUGCUAACCCGGGAAUCAAGUUCACAACUGUUCUUUUCGCCAAACAAACAGACUGCCUUCUGGUGGGAGACAGUGAUGGACAGGUCGCUGUGUAUGAACUGAAGAAUAUGCCCACUACUUCGGAUUCUGGCCGGGGAGAUAUAAUAUGUACUUUGCUUGGCCCGAAGUCAAAUCAACCAGGAUAAUGCAUCAUUACUAAUAUCUUUUUUGUGUUCUUGUUUAAAGAAAAGGAAACAGUGUUAAAUAUUUGACAGAAUCUGUACUGUAUCCUGUAAUCUGGAAUUUUUAUUUUAGAAAGCAGUAUUUGAGGUAUACUUAUGUUUGAAUCCUAUGUAAAUUGAAUGGUCUUUGAUUUUAGAGAUGUAUGAUUAGUUUGUGAUGCAAGCCAGUUGUAAGAUUUUUGUUAGCGUUUUCUUAAUUUUUCUAAUGAUAGUCGUACUCUACUUCAUGGACAUAUUCCAAUGAAUCUUCUUGUAAACUGUCCAAAUAGGUUAUAAAAUUAUUAUAACAUUAGAAGCAAAACUUCGAAAUUAUUAGAAUUACUUAAGCUGAAAUCUUUAUAAGGCAAAGUUCUGUAGACUUCUAAAUAUUCUGCUUUCCAAUAUUCAUGCAGGGUUAUGAAUUAUGCAAUUGUUAGUGUAGUGAGAAUCUUGGAUUCUCAUACCCAACUUUGAAUCAAAGUUUUUUCCUCUUAGAUCUGAGAGCUGAGGCUAUAGAACCUUGUUAAACUAUUUGACAAGCAAAGACAUGGCAGCAAAUGUUAGAAUUGCAUUGUGAAGAGUUAGUCUGGUACACAUCCUGGUACCCUCCUCCCAAUGCCCAGAAUCUGUUCUGGAGUUUAAGCCCAGACUUAAGUGACCUAAGAGAAAAUAGAAAGUCCCUGAUACAUAGACCACAUCAGAUGUUAUUUUAUGAAGGGUUAUAGGGCAAGCUUGUGAAAACAGGGGUGGGGGCCGUGGCUUUUCUAAUUACAGAAUGCUGAUUGUCUAUUCCAUGCUGUUUCUUUUAACAAGUCCUGAAUGUGUUAAAAGAAGUCAUAGGACAUUAUAGCCUGUUCUGUAAAGCAUUAUAAGUGGAAAGGAUAGGGCAUUUAAAACUCACUAAACUCUCUGAAACAAAUUUAAACAUUGAGAAUGGAAUCAGUGCAAUAGUGGGAACUACCUUUUGCAAGUAUCCAUUGCUUCACAAUCUCCAUUUCUUUGAAACCAUCCUUUAAACAAAAGCAACACAUUUUUUAAAGUGGAUUGAAAGCUUAGGUUAGGUUAUCAGAAUUACACAUUUUCUAUUGGUAUAAAGCAUUAUGAUUCUUCUCUUUGUCUUUCUGAAAGGUUGGAUUGUCCAUAGGUGUUUG